AUGGAUAAUUUACAAGAGAUAUGCGAUUAUCUCAAGACAAUCACUAAACUGACCAAUAAUUGUCAUAAAGAGUCAAUCGAUUGGCAAACGUUUGAUGAGAUUGUGUCAGAAGUUUGCCAUUUAUGUGAUAAUGACUUAAAUUUUGCGGACAUUUACUCAACCAUUGAAUCCGAUUUGAAUGAACUGAUGGCCGAUCAGACACUCGAUGGCCGCUCAAGAGGUUUGUGGCGAUCGGCGGAUGCGAUGAUUCGGUGCAUCGUUUUGCUCAACCCAUUGAAUGCCGAAGAACUGGUCUCUAAUCAAAACUUUAUGACCAUUAGGUUAACAGUGAUUAAAGUGAUUUCAAUGACAAUUAUACCAUAUGUUAGUCAACACUUCCAGCGAAUUACGGAACUCUUUCUUACCAUUGAUGGCAACGGUUUGACACAAACUGACAGACAAUUGAUUUCACGCCAAUUUGUACUCAAUUUGACCACAAUUUUGAUUCGUCUUCUGAACGCCAAAUCAUUGAUAUCUCGUAUACUUCUUGAAGAUUGUUUCGCACCACUGAUGGCAUCAUUGAUGACUGUCCGACACGACAGCGAAUCCGAUGUCGACAAAGAAAUGAUUGGUCAACAGUUGUCAUCACUUUUGACUGAUUUUGAUCACUUGGUUGUUAUCCGUAAUCUGUUAUUACUAUCUCGUUGUCGAGCCAUUAAGUGGUCUAAUAAUGAGAUCUCUAAGUGUUUGUCGCAGUGUUUGUGCCAAAGAGCGGGACUAUUAUCACUAAUUAACGCUGUGGUCGACACCGACCAGACAUCUCAACGACAGACAACUCUUCACCAGCGAUACCAAGCGAUUGGUACGAUUGUGUCAGCGAUGCCGGCGCUCUACUGUUCCCUAAGACAGUACUAUGAGAUAAUCGGUGGACAAGUAUUAGAACUACUGCUUAGUGUCGAUCCCAAUCAUCACACAAUUGGAUCCAUUAUUCUCAUGAGUUUAGAGAAUAGGAAUCAAAAGUUAUCGCAAGAAUUAAUUACUGAUAAGAUAUUGAAUUUGUUUCUCAAGACAGAAACGGAACAGCCCAUUGACGGAUCAAUUGGUGCCGUGAAUGCCGAGGAAGGUAUUGAUAGCCAAUCGGAUAAUGAAUUAUCAGAAAUGAAACAAAACUCACUGACAAUGUGUUUGCAAAUCGUGAAGAUAUUACUUAAAGAGAAAGACAAACUCAAAAGUGAAGACACGAAUCAAUUGAAACAAUUGGUUCCUUCGCUGGACGUACUGUCGAUGAAUCAAUCAUUUGAUGAAACUCUACGAAACACAGCCAUUGAGAUGAAGAACCAAAUUGAAUUGUUUAGCAAUCAUAAGGACUUCAUCGGAAGUAAUAGUAAAUUAAACAACGAGUUUGAAUUAGCGAUGACUGAACUCAAUGAUCCUAUAAUGCCUGCGAGGGCUCACGCGCUCAUCAAAUUGAAACAAUUGAUUUAUGCCAAAGACAAACAACUGUUGGACAAUAGAUCUCAACUCAUCAACGCUUUGAAGAUGUGUCUGAACGACACCGAGUCUUACAUCUAUUUGUCGGCCGUCAACACACUGUCCACACUCGCCAUACAAUGCACUGAUGAUGUGCUGCCGGUACUGAUCCAGGAGUUCGCCGACAAUGAAUUAUCAGAAAUGAAACAAAACUCACUGACAAUGUGUUUGCAAAUCGUGAAGAUAUUACUUAAAGAGAAAGACAAACUCAAAAGUGAAGACACGAAUCAAUUGAAACAAUUGGUUCCUUCGCUGAACGUACUGUCGAUGAAUCAAGCAUUUGAUGAAACUCUACGAAACACAGCCAUUGAGAUGAAGAAUCAAAUUGAAUUGUUUAGCAAUCAUAAGGACUUCAUCGGAGGUAAUAGUAAAUUAAACAACGAGUUUGAAUUAGCGAUGACUGAACUCAAUGAUCCUAUAAUGCCUGCGAGGGCUCACGCGCUCAUCAAAUUGAAGCAAUUGAUUUAUGCCAAAGACAAACAACUGUUGGACAAUAGAUCUCAACUCAUCAACGCUUUGAAGAUGUGUCUGAACGACACCGAGUCUUACAUCUAUUUGUCGGCCGUCAACACACUGUCCACACUCGCCAUACAAUGCACUGAUGAUGUGCUGCCGGUACUGAUCCAGGAGUUCGCCGACAGCGAGCGACCCGUAGAAGAGCGCGUCAAAGUGGGCGAAGUGUUGGUCCGACUUUCCAAAUGUAUCGGCGAUUUUGGUCACCACUACUCCCGACAAUACAUCACUUGUUUUCUUAAUGGCGCCAAAUCUCCGGAACCGGCGAUACGUAUCUCCAGUUUAUCCAAUUUGGGACAGUUUUGCGGUUCUUUGCGUUUUGCACUCAAACCAUAUCUCGUGGAACUGAUGUCUUGCGUGGAAGCGCUACUCAAGACUGACCAUUCAAUUGAAGUGAAACGCUCUUCAGUAAUGUUAUUACAUCUUAUGCUUAAGGGUAUAGAUAGAGAUACCAUCGAAGCGGUGGAUCAGCUCCUGAAGGAAAUUUACCGACUUCUGCGACACGUCUACUCGACCACAAUCGAUGAUAUUCUUCAACUUCACGCACAGCUGGCAAUCAAUGAGAUCGAUAGGAUCGUCAAAGAGAUGUUUCAAAACAGAUCCACAAGUAUUACCAAAAAUAUACAAAUUCUAAGUCUUUGA
Messenger RNA from Medioppia subpectinata, 2664 nucleotides. The record is from the annotation of a GenBank genome assembly. NCBI's taxonomy places the organism in Eukaryota, Metazoa, Arthropoda, Arachnida, Sarcoptiformes, Oppiidae.